AUGACGAACAUACAUUCGCAGCACCACAUUUAUGCCUCCAGCGUACAGUUCAGAGAUCCCUUUGCUCCCAAGCCCAGUCACCGCCACGAGCAGGCAAGCACGAACUGGAGCUCCUACUCUCGCCCAUACGACCUCGCCCGCUCUCUCACUCCUCCACCUGAGAUGAACACUGUCUCACUUACGAACAAGCCGGUGUACCACCAACAAGAGCACGGAACUCAUUGCAGAGACUAUGCUCAAGGCCUUCAACAGUUUGGAGCCGCGUCUGCACCAUAUGCACGGCCAGACGUCACCCACGCUCGGUCACACUCGAGAGGGGUCCACACACAACCUAGCAGUCGAACUAUUUCUCCCGUUCCCGGACCACAGCAACCUGUAUUCGAAAGUUCACAAUCACGACGAGGGUCACAAGUAAACGCAAUAGCACCGUCGUUUCAGAUACCCCGAUCGGUAAAUGAUAGCGGUGGGAGUCUGUCAGAGUUGGCUGCUCAGAUCACAUGUCUGUUCUGGUUUGAGUCUGCGGACAUCCUUCAGAUGAUCGAGGACUCAUCUACGCCGUAUCAUCUGCCAAGGUCACUCGCGGCAGAUGCAAAGCCCAAUACUGGUUUUCGAAAAUGGGUGACCACCAUCCUCUCCACAACGCUCGUGGCCCAAAAUGUAGUCUUGUUGGCUCUGCUCUUCAUAUAUCGGCUAAAAAAGCUGAACCCAACAGUGAGGGGCAAACCAGGUAGCGAGUACAGACUCCUCACCGUGGCAUUGAUGCUUGGCAACAAGUUUUUGGAUGACAAUACGUAUACCAAUAAGACCUGGGCUGAUGUAUCUGGGAUUGUGGUUGGUGAAGUCCACAUCAUGGAGGUCGAAUUCCUUAGUAACAUGAAGUACUGCCUCUUCACUUCCGAGGAGGACUGGACGAAGUGGCAAUCACUGCUGGGCAGGUUUGCAGCAUUCUUCGAGAGAGCAUCGAGACCUCAGCCGCCUCCUCCAGUAGCGGCGCUCCUCCCAGCGUCGUCAUUCCACCUACCGAUGGCUCUCCCUUCGCCGCCGCAGUCGACCCAGUCGUCUCCGCCAUACAACCCAGAAAUUGGCCCAUAUGCUUUCCCAUAUGGCAUGGCAGGUCAGCAUGGGCCCACGCCACUGCCUUCACCGUUCGCCGCCAUGCCAGAAAUGCAGCCAGCCAUCAAUAAGACCCGAAAGCGGAGCUUGGAAGACUCAAAUACCGAGCCUCCAGCAAAGCGAGUGGCAAGUGCCUAUCCAAGCUAUAGUUCGCCUUUGGCAUACUCGAAUGGCUCGGCAGCAACAACACACGCAGCACAAUCAUCCCGUCUCAGGCUGCCAAGCCUGGCAAUACCAGCUGGUUCAGCACCUUCAAGCACUUACGGGUCAAUGACGAGCCAGGCACCUCAAUUGCCACCACUCAAUGCUCCGUCUCGAGCGAUGGCAUUGGUGUAUCCACCAACAUCAUCACAAACGUCAGCUAUUCAGCUACCGGCACCACUUGGCAUGUCCGCACAGCCAUCAUCACAAUUGCAUUCACAACUACAAUCAAGACAACAGAGCCCGUACCCAGGGUCAGGUACCGCAUCGCCCAGUGGCAUCCCACCUCACAGCGCAGUGUCACUACAUCCACCGAUCCAAGUCUCUCCAACAUACUUCCUGCAGCAGCGGAAUUCGCCAUACCGACCGAUACACAAUGUGUCCACACUAUUGUAUCCUCCUCCAUCUGGAGCGCUACAACAAAGGCCGCAUAAUAUGGAGCAGAAUGAGAUGCACUACCAGCCUCUCGGAAAGUCGAUCCAGCAACGACAUGUGGGUCAUCUACCAUACGUAUCACAGAACGUCUGGCUCAAUGGACAUGGUCAGCAGCCCAUGACGCCUGUGCAUCAAUGGCCGUCUUUCAUGGCAGCACAUCAGCAGCAUGUACCUCCGCAACGAUGA
Molecule: messenger RNA, 1935 nt
Organism: Recurvomyces mirabilis
Lineage: Eukaryota; Fungi; Ascomycota; Dothideomycetes; Mycosphaerellales; Teratosphaeriaceae
Exons: 1
Coding region: 1-1935 (644 amino acids)
Biological process (GO): regulation of cyclin-dependent protein serine/threonine kinase activity
Cellular component (GO): nucleus; cyclin-dependent protein kinase holoenzyme complex
Molecular function (GO): protein kinase binding; cyclin-dependent protein serine/threonine kinase regulator activity
Source: RefSeq, a predicted model, not a curated record